Cannabis sativa is the source of this 1176-nucleotide messenger RNA. RefSeq names its product small ribosomal subunit protein cS22. The record is from RefSeq and is a predicted model, not a curated record. NCBI's taxonomy places the organism in Eukaryota, Viridiplantae, Streptophyta, Magnoliopsida, Rosales, Cannabaceae. The transcript has 4 exons. Gene Ontology annotation, molecular function: mRNA binding. Bases 108 to 869 code for a protein of 253 amino acids. Gene Ontology annotation, cellular component: cytosol.
GGAUAAUGUGAUAAACCCAAAUUGUAUCCAUUCCCAUAUUUCUGAACUCUUUCUUCUAAAACCCCUUCUGUUAAGUUCUGGGUACACUCUCUCUCACCCGCCCAACAAUGGCUUCAAUCUCAUCCAUUUCGUCACCACCGAAUUUCUUCCACCACUCCGUCAAUAUUCUCAAAGCUUCACCCAAACUCUCUCUCCAAAUUCUCAAGCCAACCCUAACAUCUCAUCCUCACAUACUCACUUCCUCUUAUCUCAUUAUAGCUCCUUCUCCUAGGCACUCCCAAAGACUGUUCGCCGUCGCAGAAGCAACCUCCGUUGAUACAUCUUCCGAGGCCGCCCGAAGACUUUACAUCGGCAACAUUCCCAGGAACCUCAAGGACGAUGAGCUCACUAAAAUUGUUGAAGAACAUGGUGCUGUAGAGAAGGUCGAGGUUAUGUACGAUAAGUAUUCUGGUAGGAGCCGGAGGUUUGCAUUUGCGACGAUGAAGACGGUUGAGGAUGCGAAUGCAGCUGUUGAAAAACUGAAUGGAACUGAGAUUGGUGGACGGGAAAUCAAAGUAAACAUAACCGAGAAACCUCUGUCGAAAGUUGACAUGUCACUUCUCCAGGCUGAGGAUUCCCAAUUCGUUGAUAGUCCUCACAAGGUUUAUGUUGGAAAUAUAGCGAAAGCUGUUACUACUGAAACUCUUAAGAACUUUUUCUCUGAGAAGUUAACUGUUCUUAGUGCGAAGGUUUCUCGGGUUCCAGGGACCUCAAAGUCCACAAGAUUCGGGUUUGUAACUUUCUCAUCAGAGGAGGAUGUGGAAGCUGCUAUCUCUUCAUUUAACAAUUCUUUAUUGGAAGGUCAGCCAAUUCGUGUAAACAAGGCAUAGUAUGUAGCUAGUUGGAUGAAUUUUUCAGAGUUUUACUUGUACUGAUUUUAUCAGAUUAAAGGAGAGGCCUAUUUAAAUCAAAUGAAAAUCAUUGCUAAUUUGUGCUCCUUUUGUUGAUGAUUCUAAGGUUUGUAAUUUUCUUACCCUAUAAACCUUUGUUUGGUAAGAAGAAUGGAAUGAGUUAAGGAUGGAUUGUAUAUGGCCCAUGGAAACAUAGGAGGGAAUGGAUUGGGUUGGCACCUUAAAAUUAUUUGGUAAGCUGGAAGUAAGGAUAUAAAUUCUAAAAUAUAAAAAUAAUCUUUUAAAA